UCUUAAGAUGAAGUAAACAAUGCAAAAUUUUCAUUUUUCAUUACGAAAAACGUUUAAUUUUUUGCUAUUUUGGAAAAUUUAAAUCAUUUAGAAAUAUAUUUCGAAGUGUUCGGAUGAUAAAAAUAACCAUAGCUGACCUCCUGAUAUCAGAUAAGUAGAUUUUUCGCCUAUCUGCUUUUGUGUUUGUGCCAACCGAAAAUCAAAUCAUGUCUCGUGCCAACUACUCAGAAUCUGACGAAGAUUCCGGUUCGGAAUCCGAUAGCAACGCUAGCUCUUCUAGUAAAAGUUCGUAUCAAUCUACAAAAAACCAGAAAAGCCCAGCAUCCGAUUCUGAAAAUGAAAACGCACCCUCAAAACCUGCAGGCAGAGUUCGUAAGUCGACUGAUAGAUCAGAAGCUACUUCGCAGUCACCUAGUUCGGCUCGAUCUGGAAGUCCAGCUUCAGGUUCAGCGUCACCGGUAUCUGCUCGUUCUCGAGCAUCUUCUGUAUCAGAGCAUUCUCCUAAACGAUCUCCGAGCCCGGCAGGUUCCGAAGCUUCUCAUAAAUCUGCCACUUCCCGAAGUCGUUCGAGCUCACCGGUGACUCGAGAGCGAACCAGAAGCGAAAGCGUGGCGGCUUCGCAGCAAAGCCAAUCUAGUCGUUCUCCCAGUCCGUCCGGUUCAGAAGCAUCGCCAUCUAGAAGACGCAGAUCAUCGAAUAAAUCUGAUACUCCUCGAACUGCACGUUCUGGCAGUGCUGUAUCUGCUCAUUCGGCUCGAUCUGGUAGCGCAGAAUCGGCUCAUUCGCGAUCAUCGCAUGUUUCUCGACGAUCUGCGAGAUCAGGCAGUGCUCGUUCGGCACGUUCGGCUACUUCAGGCCAUUCAGGUUCUCCAGUAAGGAGUCCUUCUGCCGGUUCCGCUAAGUCGGCCGGUUCCGGUAGCCCUCAUUCUGAUCGGUCUGGUAGUAGAGCUCGGUCACGAACACCGUCGCCAUCUUCGCCGAAAUCUCGAGCUUCUGGAAGUCCAUCAGUUCAUUCCGGUAGUCCGAAAUCUCCACGAUCGGAUCACUCAGCCAGCCCGGCUCGAUCUAGAUCUGCGUCACCGGCUGGUUCAGCGAAAUCGGGUAGUCCAGCUUCACGAAGAUCUGGUACUCCGGCAUCUCAUCGAUCUGGUACUCCGGCAUCUCGUCGAUCUGGUACUCCAGCGUCUCACCGAUCUGGUACUCCAGCUUCUCACCGGUCUCGUAGUCCAGCUUCUCACCGAUCUCGUAGUCCAGCUUCUCACCGGUCUCGUAGUCCAGCUAGUAGCGAUUCGGGAUCGCCCGUUGCUAAAAAGAGAUCGAAAUCCGAUAGUGGUGGAUCGGAUAGUGAUGCUUCUAUUAAAAAACCAAAAACUAAGAAAACCCUGGCUAGUGAUGAAAGUGGCAAUGAUAACAAAAGUGAUUCAGAUAGUAGUGAAAAGAUCAAGAAAAAGGUUAAACAUAAACGAAUCAUGGGAUCCGAUAGCGAAGAUGAUCAAAAAAAGAAAUCCGGUUCCGAUGACAGUGGAGAUGAUGCAGGCGGAGCCAAAGCUGAUGACUUGUUCGGAGAUGCCGAUGAUAUUAGUUCCGACGAAGAUGGUGAUAAAGCUGCUCGAGCUCAAAAAAGAGGUUUAGAUGACGACGAUGACGAAGAAGGAGAUCUAGUCAUAGCUGAAAAAGAUGAGAAUGAGAAACCAGCCGGAGAAGACGAAGAAGAAGAAGAGCCCGUUCCAGAGCGUAGAAUCGACGUAGAAAUUCCUAAAAUUAGUUUCGAUACCGGCAGAGAUAUUCAUUUCAUGAAAAUGCCCAAUUUCUUAUCCGUUGAAACUAGACCUUUUGAACCUGAUACUUACGAAGAUGAAAUUGACGACGAAGAAACGUUAGACGAAGAAGGUCGUGCUAGGCUAAAAUUGAAAGUAGAAAAUACGAUUCGAUGGCGUUACGGUUAUGAUAAAGAUCACAACGUUAUAAAAGAAAGUAACGCUAGAUUCGUUCGAUGGUCAGAUGGUAGUAUGACGUUACACGUUGGAUCAGAAAUUUUCGAUGUUUAUAAACAACCGUUUGUGGGCGAUCACAAUCACAUGUUCGUUCGUCAAGGUACCGGUCUCCAAGGGCAAGCUGUAUUCCGAACAAAGCUCUCCUUCCGACCUCAUUCUACCGAAUCGUUUACGCACAAGAAGAUGACACUAUCGUUAGCUGAUCGAUCACAAAAAACCAGCGGUAUUAAAGUAUUAAGUCAAGUUGGAGCUGAUCCAGAACACAAUCGUGAAGAAAAAAUUAAACGAGAAGAAGAGAAACUACGAGCUUCAAUGCGUAGAGAAAGCAAACAGAAAAGGCUCAAAGAGAAAGGAUCUAGUCGAAGCAUAUCAUCCAAUUACUUGGAACCCGAUAGAGAAGAUGCUUCUGACGAUGAAAACGCUAUUUCGUUAUCCGCUAUUAAAAAUAAAUACAAGAAGAAUUCCGGAGCAGAAACUCGACGUAAUAUUUAUUCCUCAGAUGACGAUGAUUCUGAUUUCGAAACUAAACGUAAAAAGCCCGAAAAACUUAAAGCCAUCUCAGAAUCAGAUGAAGGUUCCGGUUCCGAAGCAGAGAAAAGUAAAAAAUCCUCUGAAUCUGAAAGUGAACAAAGUAAAGCUGCUAGUGCCAGUGGUAGUGCUAGUGGUAGUGCUAGUGAAUCCGAGGACGAGUAAAUUCCUCUGUGUAAAUAGGUGAAUUUUAUAUCAAGAUCCAGAAUAUUACUCCAUGAUAUAAGGUAGUAAUUGUUACCUGCUUUCGCCAAGCUGAGAUUAUGUUUGAUACAUUAAUGAAUAACCACGAUGUGUUACGUUUUUUAGUUGUUUUAUGAUACAAAAAGUGAACUUUUUACAAGUCCAAUAGUAACUUUGUUGUUCGAUGUGUAUAAAAGGAAAAAUAUGUAAAUGUGUAUUUUUAAUUUUAUUCAAUGUAUUUUUUUUGAUAGAGUUGUCUUUCAACUUUGAUAAUCACCUAUCUCUAUAAUUUUUUAUACCUUAGUGUAAUAAAAUCUUCUGUUAGAUAAUG
Messenger RNA from Planococcus citri (citrus mealybug), 3036 nucleotides. Its product is annotated as another transcription unit protein-like. Gene Ontology annotation, biological process: transcription elongation by RNA polymerase II; positive regulation of transcription elongation by RNA polymerase II. The transcript is spliced from 10 exons. Gene Ontology annotation, cellular component: Cdc73/Paf1 complex; nucleus. The record is from RefSeq and is a predicted model, not a curated record. Lineage: Eukaryota; Metazoa; Arthropoda; Insecta; Hemiptera; Pseudococcidae. The coding region runs from base 207 to 2687 and encodes 826 amino acids. Gene Ontology annotation, molecular function: RNA polymerase II C-terminal domain phosphoserine binding.